AUGAGCCAACUAACUCUCCGCGAACAAUCUCCGACGCUCGCCAGACUUCUCGAUGAAUAUGAUGAACCCGAGAGCACCGAGUCCUCCACAUCUCCAAAUUCUCAAGAUGAUCCGAGUCCAGUGGAUUGGGAGGUGUGCCGUCCAGUGAAGAUCGAGCCAACAGUGGAGACUAUCGUCUUGCCGAGAGGUCAAGGCUUUGACUACAAUCGAUGGAGCGAGUCGGAUAUCAGGAAAUUCCUCUUCUGUCUGAUCCGUUCAAAACCCAUCAUCGACGUCAUCAUGUCACAUGAAGUGACUGGAAGCUCCCUCUUCUCAUGCUUCCUGCAUGAGGAGACCAGUGAGAUCUUCCGUCGAAUGGUCGGCCUGACUCAAGGCCAGGCGCUGAAGAUCCGAAUGACCUUGGGAAGAGUCCACAACGUUCUCUACGGCUUGGAUUGA
This is a messenger RNA of Caenorhabditis remanei, 438 nucleotides long. RefSeq lists its product as uncharacterized. NCBI's taxonomy places the organism in Eukaryota, Metazoa, Nematoda, Chromadorea, Rhabditida, Rhabditidae. The coding region runs from base 1 to 438 and encodes 145 amino acids. The record is from RefSeq and is a predicted model, not a curated record. The transcript is spliced from 5 exons.